UACUCUCAUCAAACUGGUUGCCUAGAAACCAGGUUUCCCGUUCGAACAAACACCAGACAGUUGGGCAUUGGACAUAACCCCCAAAAAACGGUUUGUUUUGAUCCAAGUGGGAAUCUAAAAAUAUCCAAACAGUAAUUGUGAUUUCUUUAUUCAGUUUAUCGAUGUGCGGAUUUAUAAGCUACUAAAAACAAAGAAGUUUUUCCAAUUUUUAAACCCUCUAAAAUGGAAGGGCCUGAUAAUCUUGACGAAACAAGUGAUAAGGAGGAAAAUGCGUCACUGCAAGCUGACCAGGGUGAGGAAUCCCUAUCCAAAAGUAGAUCAGUGGACGACGCCGAUGGGGCCAUAUCAGAAGCCUCCAUUAGCGAACAUAUUACGUCCAACAGUGGCAGCAUUGAAAAUGACCGUUCUUUUCAAGAAAUCGAAGUGCUCCAUCAAACAAGUGCCUUUGUCGACAUCCUUAGUUCAGAUCUUCAUAUUUCCCAAGAGCUGAAACCGAAUUCUCUAGAUUUAAGUAGCUUUGGAAGCAGCAUCACUAACGGGCUCCCAAUGAACACAGACAAUGCUCCGGCAAGACCCCAAGCUUCAAGUGAUGAGUGCGAUAAAAAUGUUAAAAGUAUCCUAGAAGAGAUUUUAAACAACUCCCAGUUUCACUCGGACUUUGACUAUUCCAAUUCCAAAGACGAUAGCUUUAACCUUUUUGCUAAUGUUAAUUUCAGCGACAAAAGCUUGCUUAAUAUUCCCAAUAACAGUAUUAAUCAUGGCCCUGAAGAAACUGAGUUGGCGCGCUUUGACCUGCCUUUGGAUCCAGAUAAUUAUUUUUCUGGAACUCCUCUUGAAAUAGAUAGAUUAAAAGAUUUAGAAGAGAUUGUGGCUGUGAAAGACUCUGCCAUAAGUGCCUUAACUCAAGAGCUGGAUUCUUUUAGGGAAAUGAGUAAUCCCACAUUUACCUCAAGUAUGGUUUCUGCUACUGAAUAUAGGCAGAUGCAAGAAGAGUGCCAUAAUAAGUUAUUGGAAUAUAACAGCGCCAUAUUGUACAAGAACGAUUUAAUCCAGCAACUAAGUGAAUCCCUUGAUCAAUCUGUGACAGAAAGGAAACAGCUGCUCAUCCAGCUGGAUAAUUUUAAGGAACAAGUCGCUCAAUUGCAAGAGAAAGUGAUUGAAACUUAUAAGAGUGUAGAAGAGCAUACAUGCGUUCCAAAAAUCCAAAAUGAAGAGAAUAAACCUGAUAGCGAAAUAUUGCUCAAAUUGCGCAACGAAGUUAUAGAUUUACAGCAAAAAAUUAUUAGCAACGAAACUGAACAUGAGGGCGAAACGUCUAGACUUCGAGGGCUUUUAGAAAGUAGCACGCAUGGUUCAAACGAGCUGAUGAAAUUGAAAGUCGAGCUUGAGGAAAAGCAUGCCAAAGAAGUAGAGGAAUUGCGCACAUAUUUUGAGAAAAAAUGCGCUGAACUGGAAAAACAUUAUUCAGAAGAAGUUUUUAGUCAACAAAGCCGCAGAAUGUCUGGUUCCAGUUCAGAGGUGGAACUGAGUGCGGAUUUUCUCUUGUCGAGCCAGCCAGGACCAGGUGGGGAUCACAACAGAAUUCUGAAGAGCAAGGAAGAUGUCGAAAAGCUGAAAGAAAAUUUGGCCAUUUUUGUGAGCAAACUUUCGAGUCAUUCAAUGGAAAAUAUCAGCGAUAAACAGCUGGCCAAUAUUGAAAUCGAAGUUAAAAACGAACUGAACACUUUGCUAAAGAUUGGCGAGAAAUUGGAGAUUAAAGCCAUAGAAAAUAAGUAUUUGGAAGAGAUAUCGAAUUUGAAGUUUCAGCUGGAGGAGAAUCCUAAACAGCCUGCAGAUAUCAGUUUUUCCACAGCAGUUCAGGAAGUGGCAAGUUCUGGUGAUUACGAGCUAAACGAAGUGGUUGAGAGCUACGAAAGACGCCUACAAGAGCAAAUUGAUUUGGCCAAAAUCGACAUAGCUAACGACUUAGCUAGUCAGCUACAGAGGCUGAUUUCUAAUGAGUCUGAAGACGAAGAUUGGCCCCCGGAACUGCUAAAGUUCCGCGAUAAAUUCACAAGUAAACAUGAAACGGAAAUAAACCACAUAAAGGAGCAGCACAAUAGUGAAAUGACCAAAUUGAAAGAAGAGCAUUUUAAAAUAUUGAAUGGGGCUCUUGAAAGGGCUCGGCGCAGGAGUUUACGAGAUGGGGAAAGUUUGAGCAAGACAGAUUUAGAGUUGCUGAAAGAAAGAGAUGGACUGAAAAAGCAAGUAGUUUCGUUGCGAAACCUGCUAUCAGAGCUAGUGAAGUAUUUUACUCAGGCUGAAGAUGAGCUGAACAAUACGUUAGUGGACAGCUUGGUUAAGCGCAGUAACGACAGUUUCACAUUGGAGCAGCUUGAAGAAGAACUCAACCUGGAUGUAUCUAGUGGAGGCACCACAAACUCGAGCAGAAUCUUGGACAGUUUGUCUAAUAAAACCCGCGUUCAUUUGGCGCCUAAUUUCAGCGAUUUGAUCAACAUGAUUGAUUACCAACAAGAUGACGAUUCAGUUGAUAUAGCAGUGGAUUUAAAGAAUGAGCUGGGCAUGUGUUUGGAGAAGUUGAAACACGAAGCCAAUGCAGUUUUGGCUUUAAGCUCCCGUCCCAAAGAGGCCAGCAACAUACAUUCUCCCCAGGGAGACGAGCAGUUUUUGAUCGAGAGAUUCAAACAAGAUCUAAUCAACUCCAAUCAAAUAGUGGCUUCUCUUGAAAAGGAGAAGGAGUUUUUGGAAGUUAGAGUUGAUGAGUUGGUGGAAAAAGUACAGAUCUUGGAUAACGAUUUGGAGCAGGCCAAGUACCAAAUCGCGGAACUGAUUGAAAAUAGGCACGUGGAAGUAAUAUCAGAAGGUUUCGGUGAGAGGGACAACCCUGUAAUGCCGGGAUUGGAAGAUACCACUAGGGCUUUAUGUGAUCUUCAGGAGAAGGCCAGAUCAUUGACAACACAUUCACGGGCCACUCUAGAUCCAAAUGCACUUCAACUGAUCGAAGAACUGUGCCGUGUCGGAGAGAAGAUAAAAGAGGAGUCGAAAAAAGAAUUUAGAGAUUUGCUUCAGCAGAUUGAGGCAGCAGAUAAAAAAUACAAGGCAACGCAAAAGUUCCUGGAAGAACAGGCGGUGGAACGAGAGCAGGAAAGGGAUGAAGCUCAGAAGCAAAUCGAUUCACUUUACGAGCAGCUGAAAGAUCGAGAAAAGGAUAAAGCCAAUUGCCAAAUAAUGUCUGCAGAGCAUCAUGUGAAGUCUUGCCGUAGCAAGCUUGAAGUAGACGCUUAUCAGGCUGAACAGUUGGAGCAACAGAUCCAAGAGCUCAACAGCUGCCUGCAAGAUCAGCAGCAUAAAUACAAAGAGCUGGAAGGCGAACGUGAUGAGGCCGUGGAGAAGAUAACGAUUCUUCGCGACAUAAUCAAGGAUUUAGAGCAGCUGAGCGAUUCGAAAGAUCGAGAAAUUGAAGAACAUUUGCACUACUUGCAGAAACUAGAAUGUAUUGUCAAUCAGCAAAACGAGUCAUUGAACGAAUAUAAAUUGUUCACUGCCGGAGGGAAUGUUUCAGAUAUUCAGAAUCUGCGGCAGCACUGUGAAGAACUGGAGGAAGAGGUUCAAAAGUUGAGGAUCGGAGCGGAGCUGGCAGGCAGCGAGGGCGAAUUGAGGCAGAUAAAAAUUCAGUUGUUUGAAAUCGAGGUCAGUCUGGACAAGAAAACUAAGGAACUAGAGCUACUUCACUCGUCUGGAACCACGAGCUGUAGCUCACCAUCUGAGGACAUGUCCGUUAGAGAUUUAAUCAGACCCCAAACACCCAACUCUGCAGUAAUGGAUGAAUGCGAAGUGCCUCUGCAGCAAUUAGCCAGAUUAAAGGAAAAGCUACUCAGGCAUUCCAGAGCAGAAGAAGCCGCAAUCAAACGAAUGCAUGAUAUGGACAUGCAAAUUACUAGUCUUAAAAAUGAGAACGACGAAGCCAAUAAUGAAAAGGAGUUUAUGAAAAGGCAAAUCCACGAGCAGCUGGUGCUCAUCAGCGACUUCCAAAUUCGAUUAGACCAGCAGAGAAUCAAGGCGGAACAUAUCGAAAAGCAAACCAAUACUUCGUUGGAAAUCAAAAUCUAUGACCUGCAAAAUGAAAUACUUGACCUGCAGGAGAAAAUACAAAGCAAAGACAAAACACUGCAUCUUCAGGAGCAAAUCAUCAAGGAAACUCAGCAGCGGCUUCAAGUAGCUGAAACGGAAAUAGCUUCAGAAAAAUCCGACGAAAUUGUCGUUGAAAUGCAGAAAGAGCUAGAAGCGCUUCGACGAGAGAAUCGCAUGCUGAAAGAAAAAUCAACAGACAACCAGAUGUUACCAAACCUGGUAGAAAAUAUAAUACAGGAUAAAAACAGUGAAAUUGAGAAACUGAGGGACAAGCAGGUGGAAACUGAGCGGUUGUUGUUUAGCUAUACCUCCUUAAACUUGAACUCCAACGACCUGAAAACUCUGGCAAACUUGAAAAAUGCUGGCGGCUCUAUAGAGCAGCUAAUUUCCAUUUUAGAUCUAAGCCAACCGAUCGAUCAAGUCCGACGUUGCGCCAGCAAUAAAACGGACGAUUUUAGGGAUCUCGAUCACAUCUCUAUGAAAACCACCGAGGAGACCAGUUUGUUAGAGAGCUGUUUGGAGCCUGAAAUUUCAUCAAUUCAAAGAAUCGCGCCGUCGAAAUUCAACCGCACUCUAUCUGCGUUAGGAAAGUCAAACUCUACGCAGCUUAACCAGCGAUCAGCAGAAAAGAGAGUGCAUUUCAAAGACCCUCAAAGCAGUAGCGAUUUAAUUCAGCAAAUCGAGGAGCUGAAAGCGGAACUGGCUGAUAAAAACAAAAUGAUUCUGGAAUUGGACGCAAAGUUGCGAAUAUUAGAUGAGUUCGAGAACAAAAUCACCCUGCUCCAGGGCCGGUUGGAUGAGACCGAACAAGCACUAACCAGUGCCACUGCGACUUUCGAAAAAGAACAGCAGGAUGCAAAGGACAAAGAACAAUUACUGGGAGUACAGCUGGCUGAAAAGAAAAUGCAUUUGUCCGAAAAGGAAAAAGAAGUGCAAGCGCUCAAAGAAGAUUCGGUCAGAAAAGAUGAAAUGUAUUUAAACCUAGCCAAAGAGAAGCGGGAUUUAGAGCUCUACAUGCAAAGUUAUGAAACCGACAGCUUAUCCAACUUAAAUAAAGCUCUAGACGAGAAGAAUUCAAUUAUCGACAAGCUUCAAAUGAGCCUAAAGCAAUUACAGGCAGAAUUUUUACAAUUGGACCAUUUGAACAAGCAAAUAGGUUUGCUUCAGCAGGAAGUGGCGGCACUUCAAACAGUCAAGCUAAGUUUAGAAGAAAAUCGGGCUGCCGCCGCUGAAGAAAUAACGAAGUUAAAAAAAACUAUUGCCGAUAAGAAUGUUUUCAUCGACAAUAUGUCGCAUGAGUUGGAAAGUCAUCAGCAAAAAAUUGAAGCAAAAGAAACGGAUUUGCAAAACAUGAAGCAGAGUUUAAGCGAUCGCGAAAAAUCUAUUGCGGAUUUGCAAGAAAAAGCGCAAAAAUGUGACGCUCUCAUUGUGGAUAAACAAUGUGACUUGGAUAUACUGAACGAGGAUUUGAAGUAUUAUCAAAACCGAGCAAUCGAGUUGGAGAAUAAUCUGAAGGCUUUGGAGACUCCGGUGCCAAAAAAAAGUCUACAAGAGGACCAAUUGAAAAUUUCUGAGCUAACCAAAGAAGUUGCGCACCUUGAGGAGCUAAUGCGCGAAAAAGACACCAUAAUUAAUCAGAUGACCGAAGACCAUAAGCAAGUUCAUAUGAACAUUAAAGCUAUUGACAAUAAAAUCAAAGAAACUGGAAAUAUUUUUGAUCUGUCUAAUCGGUUGAAAAACGAACAGAAAAAGAAUGCUGAUUUGUUCAUCGAAAUACACAAGCUGAAAGCCGUUUUGUACAAUUAUCAAAUAGCAAACAAUACGCCAGUAGAAGAAAUCACUGGCCAACUCAAAAGGGAAUUGGAAUGUGCAGCAGAGUUAGACUCCCACAUUUUAACCGCUGUGAGUGAUCAGAGUCUUAGUUCAAUUUCCGAAGGACAAGACGCUGAAGUGCAUAUGAAGUCUCUCACUCGGCAAAAAAAUCAAAACAAACAGCUYUUGCGGACCAAUGAUUUGCUGGAGAAACAGAAACUGUCGUUGCAACAACAAUGUAACAACCUCCAGCAAACGCUGAAUGAGAUGCAAAACGCCAUAGAAAAAGAAAAAAUGGCCAACAAACUGACUAUGAUAGAGGACUCCAAAUUGAUGGAACAGCUGCGAAUAAAGUUAGAAUACGCCUUAAACUAUCAAGAGCAAUUAGAAAAACUGUUGAAUGAAGAAAGAGUUUGCAGAAGAAAGGUUGAGAUUCAAUGUGAGGAAUUGAAGAAGCCGUCUAGCAGUUCGGAGUCGACCAAAUAUAAUUCGCUUCCCACGCAAGAUGCCCGUGAAUUGUCGCAUCUUAAAAAGGAGCUUAAAACCGUAAAAGAAAAAAUGACUCAAUUGUUGAUGGAAAAUAAAUCGUUGGAUCAAAGCAAUAACGAAUUGAAAAGUAGCGUCAAAUACACCAAGGAAAUGCUGGAACUGGAAACGGAGCGAAAUAGAGCGCAAGAGGAGAAAUUCAGGAUACUUCAAGACAAAGAGCGACAUUUAUCUGAAGAACUGCUUCGGAAGAAAUUUGAAAUGGAAUUGAAGGAGCGUGAAGUUGAAGAGAGUAAAAUCAAAAUGGAUGAAUUGGAGCAAGAAAAAACACUGCUCAAGAAACAGAAAGCUGAAAUUUUGAAAACGUUAAAAGAGCAAGCUGCUGCAGCUAUCGCUCCCAUGGAAAGUACCGUGCCUGAGACUUUGGGAAAUCUGAUCAAAGAGCUGAAGGACAAAUCAGAUGAAAACAAACAACGAUUGGAAUACAUAGAACAGAUCGAACGGGAAAAGAAACUUCUUGAAAACCAGUUACGAACUGAAAUGAUAAAUAGUGUGAACGGUAACAUGCCGUUUGCUGAUUUGGUGGCAAGGUGUAACUAUUUAUUCGCCAAAAGUCUGAAACUAGAAAGCGUGAAGAAGGCCUUAAUAUGGCAGAAAAGGUACUUGGUAGAUUUUUUGCAAAGUCACCAGAGGCAUUGCCUAAUUGAAGUGUUGCCCAAUCAGCCCCAUGAAAACUACUGCUUGCGACGCAGGCAUUCUCCCAUACAACAUUUCAGAGCGGCAGUAUAUACAGUGAUUUCGAUACAACGGAUGCAAUUUCUGGUGCGGCGCUGGCAUACUGGUAUGAGGAAAUACGAGAAAAUCAACGCUCGCCAUUAUCAACGAUCCAAAGAGCGAUUUUUGCAGGAAAAUCCUGGAACAACCGCAAACUUUCAAGUGGGCCAGCCUGUGUCCAACCAGUAUUUCCCACAUAGUCCUUAUCAAGCGAACAGUAACAAUCCAUUCCGACAGAAUGCAGCUCAAAUGUUCGACGCGUCCAGGCCAGUUUCACCAGCUAUAAGUGCCACAUCUGCAGGAAGGGAUGUGGCUUGGUCAGGUAACACACCACCUUCCAAAGAUAACCCAAGGAACCAGAAUACUGGAAUACAGUCAGAAGCUAGUAGGGAAACAUUUGCGCCCCUUCGAGCGCCCCACCUUUUAUCGCAACUGCACGAACGAGUGGAGCAGAUCCAAGAGAAACUUAGUUUGCCAUUUUCUGCAGAUCUUACCUAGAUCUUGUAACGAAUUUGUCGUGCAAACGACCAUGUUCUGGUCAUUUUGCUGCGAAAAUGUCAGGGUGCAAUUCUGCAAACUGAAUGUGAUGAAAAAGGCUGCAGACAAAGGCUCUAGAUUAAGAUAUUUGACUCUUUCAUUGUUAACAAUGGGGCAUUUUGUAAGUCUCUAUAGAAGAGCUGAUUGAUUUGUUAUUUGCCCUCAUCCUAUCUGUGCCAUUCAAACUGAGCUUAACCAAAAUAUGAAUUAGUGAACAUCUGAUGCCUAAAUCGCUCUUUAAGAAGACACAAAUCAUAAGGCUAACAUGACAAAGUUAGGACUAAUUAUUGCAUUUUUGAUGACCUGAACUAGACCUGCAGGUGUUGGCUUACAAUGUUCUGUCAAUAUGUACAUAUUGUUUAAGUUUAGUAUUUUUUCACUUGCCAAAAAUGGCCAAUAUCUUAUGGUUUUCCUGUUUUAAGUUGUUUUUGCGCAAUAAACAUGCCGUUUUAUUUUGGAUGUCGUUUCUCACUCCCUAAACGUACUUAAAGUACACUUAUUCAAGUACAUUUUUAGAAUGUAGUCAGAUAAAAUUUGCCUUAUCGCUCGAGUGGUGUGAUUGAUAAUUUAUUGAAACUAUUAUUUGAUAUUCCUUUAUAAGUCCACCAGGAUGGGAUUCUGUAGUGCUUUGAUUGUAAUGUUUAUGGCAUCCUUUGGUGUUGUUCUGACUGUUGAAUAUUGCACUUUGUGCGCAUUUGAUUCCUGCAUAGAAUCACACGCUUGCCUUGAUGAGGAUCUUCUCAACGCCACUGGAUGCAUUUCAUUUUGGAUCAGCUACAACGGAAAUUUAAAUUUAUCGUACGCCGGCUGUUGGGAACCGAGUUUUGGAUCUUGCGAGGAACUGAUUGAGUACGAAAAACUGCAAGGAUUUGAUGCUGUAUGUUCGAUUUGUUACAAUGAUAAUUGCAAUGUUGGGGUGAAGUUUUAACUUUUUUAAUAACAGGCCGAAACAACCUUUAUUAAUUAAUUGUGCAACAUCAUUCAUAUUGUGUAAUUAUUAGAGUUGAUUUUGAGAAAAUCUUGCGACUGUUGUUUUUCAAUUAUUUUAUUGCCAUUUUUAUUAUUAUAGUAUCACUGAGAAUAGUCGGUCGCAUCUGAACAAAAAGUUAGUGCGCCUAAAAACAGGUUGGGAUUUGACGCAGUUUUCUUACUGGCCCGUUACAUUUUAGUCAUUAUUUCCAAACUAUGGGUUGAAAAGUUGUAUUGAAGUUGAAAAUUAGAUUCAGUCUUAACAACGUGUGAGGAAAUUCCGGCAGUUUUGACCCAGAAAGCGAAAUUUGAAUCAGACAUUUACCUGCAAGUAUAUUCAGUCGUAUAGUCGCAAAAUUUAGUAACAAAUCACUAACUAACUAUGUUUAGGAAAUAUGUAACACUGUAGUUUUAAUAUAAAGUCUCAAAAGCA
Molecule: messenger RNA, 9142 nt
Organism: Dendroctonus ponderosae (mountain pine beetle)
Lineage: Eukaryota; Metazoa; Arthropoda; Insecta; Coleoptera; Curculionidae
Product: GRIP and coiled-coil domain-containing protein 2
Exons: 28
Coding region: 223-7701 (2492 amino acids)
Biological process (GO): signal transduction
Molecular function (GO): molecular adaptor activity
Source: RefSeq, a predicted model, not a curated record